UUUUUUUUCGGUUUAUGUUACUAACACAUACAAUUUCAAAACAGUGAUGUCAUAAUUCUCUUUUGUAUACAAAAAAAAAAGUUGUGAUGAGAGAAAUUUUUAAAUUGUUAGGUAUUAUCUUUAAGAAGAAAUAAGAUUAUUUUCUUCUGAAAUAAUAAAGAAAAAAAAAGUGAAAAAUAUAGUUGCAAAUUUAAAGUGAUUUUUAGAGGAAGUAAAUAAAAAAAAUAACAAUUCAUAAGCAACGAGAACAAACGUUUAGAAUUAAGAAUCAAAUAACAAUGUCAACAAUUUCGGCUAAACGAAUGUCUUGUUAUUUGUGUGAUUUACCUCGAAUGCAAUGGGCAAUGAUAUUAGAUUUUUCUGAAGCUGUCUGUCGCGGUUGUGUUAAUUAUGAGGGUGCUGAUCGUAUUGAGUUAGUCAUAGAAGCUGCUAGGCAAAUGAAGAGGCUACAUGCCGCAACAACAGCUAGCAGCGCAAAAAGGGGUAACUUUGAAAAUGGAGAAGUUGUGUCUCAUCGCACGGUUCCAUCACAAAUUCAUCAUCAUUAUUUGUCAUCAAAUACGUCAACACAACAAAUACAACGUCCUAUGAUGGAAUUUGUACCAAAAACAGAAAAGAUUGAGCCGCACGAGGCAAAUGGAGGAAGACCGGUUGUAGCAAGAAUCGCACAACAGCAGCAUUUAGUCCCACCUCAUCAUCUCACACACACUAACCGAUCAUCCGCUCCUACAACUGUUUCCAUUAAUCUUAAACGUCCACCGCCAGACGACUGUGAGGAUACGGAACCAACAGCACAAUUGAAAAGAGCGGCAGAAGAGAAUAGACCACCAUUAACUCGUGGUGAAUCUCUUCCAACAGUCCCUUUUCCCCCUGAAAGACAACCAAGUUUUAAGGAUAAGCAUCCUGUUCGUGCUCCUUCAUUUGAUGGAGCCUUUAAAUCUGGAACAGCCGUUUAUCCGAAUACCAUGACUGGACUACCAGCUGUUUCAUUAGAAACAAUACCGCCAGGCAGUCCGCACAAUCAAAGUCCUCCUAAUACACAACCGCCACGCACAUCUUCAAGAGGCAGUCAAAAUUCUCCUAGUUCAGGUUCAUCGAGUGGAAGGAGAUCAUCAGGUUCGCGCCACGUUUCAAGUACAACAGUGACAUCUACGGAAGCACAAUCACAGUCAAACAAUAAUAAUGUUUCAUCUAAUAGUACACAGCAGCAGCAGCAGCAGCAACAACAACAACAACAACAACAACAACAGCAACAACAACAACAAACUACACCUAAUAAUAACCCGCCAGCAGUCAAUGGUCAGCCAACAGAUGCUAAUCUAAUUCCAAAUGCAACUCCUGUCAAUCCUACUUUAAAAUGCACGAUUUGCAAUGAACGUUUGGAAGAUACUCACUUUGUGCAGUGUCCAUCUGUUGCUCAUCAUAAAUUUUGUUUUCCUUGUAGUCGAGAAAGCAUUAAACGUCAGGGAUCUGGUGCUGAAGUCUAUUGUCCUUCUGGCGAGAAAUGUCCGUUGGCAAACUCAAGUAUACCCUGGGCAUUUAUGGCAGGUGAAAUUGCUACAAUAUUAGGAGAGGAACUGAAAGUGAAGAAGGAGAGAGAAACUUAAGAAUAACUUUAUAAAAUUCUUUUGUGGAAUGUUAAUUUUUUUGAGACUCAAUGCAGUCGUUUGGAUAUCUGAGACGUGGAAAUCCACAAAUUGUUUUUUUGUACGUGGGUCACAUCUUACGAUAAAUGAUAGAUAAAAAAAAAAUAUGAAAAUGUGAAACAUAAAAGUAAUAAUGAAUGAACAAACAAUCAAAAUCCAUAUCAGCGGAGCAUUUAGUGAGCGUUUUGUCAGAAUCAAACGGCUCUCCACAACAAAAACUAUUUUGCUACAUGUCAUAUGAAGCACUUUGAUGGACGCUAAAUAUUUAAACAAAACUUUGGACAUUUUGGAUACAUUGCGGAGAAAAGCAAUGUUAAAAAGGAUAAAAAAAUAUUUGGAGAUAUGAUCAUAAUAAUAAUAAUUAUUAUUAUAAAACAAAUAAUGAUAGUAAGAGUAUCUUGAUGAAAAGAAGAAGAUGCAAUUUUAAUAUUUAAUAAUGAACAAGUUCAGAAUUGUAAUGUCUUAAUCAUUAUGAUAACUACAUAUUGCUUUUGAUGUAUAGUACUUCAUUGAGAAUUUUGUUAAGCUCAAAGCUCUUUUAGUCGAUGCUGUAAAUUCUUUUUUCAAAAAAAUUUUUUUAUGCUGCUUUAUCGACGUUAUGAAAUAAUAAUUAUUUUUUUUUUGAUAAGAACAAAUUAGAGUAUAACUAUUUAAAAAAAUACUUGAUGAAUUUACAAUCUCUUUUUACAAUGUGUACAUAACAUUUAAUGAAGAAAAUUAUGUAAAAAGAUAUUUAAUAUAUUUAUUUGUCAUUGGUUUAAAAAAUUUCACUAGUAUAAUCGAUAUAAUUUGAUUUAUUUUAAAUUGGAAUGUAAAUUCAAUUUGAAAUGAAUUUUUACUUAAAGCGUCUAUUUGGCGUUUAUAACAAUAUCUUGAAAUUGUGAAAACAAAAAAAAAAUUAAAUUAAAUUAAAUGAAUUACAACAAAAAAACGUAUUAAUGAAAUUUAGAGAAAAUAGAAUUUUUUUAAUGUCAACUGUCUUUACAUAAGCAAUUUUCAGCUAAGCAUUUAAUAAAGAAAAAAAAAGAGGAAUAAAACAUUGUGAAUUACUACCAUAAACAAAAAAAAUUUGAUUAAUUAUAAAAAAUUAUAGAUGCCAUUUUGGACUAAAACAUGUUCUUUUAAAGAAUUACAAAAAAUAAAAAAGUCCAUUUUUUUCUAAAAGGAAAAGUUGUUCGGAAAUGAUAAGAAUUAACUUGUCACAUAUAAACCUUAUAAAAUACAGAAUAAUUGGCUCGAGAACAAUUAAAAAUCUUUUGAAUGUCAAAAAAAACAUAGGAAAUAAAAAUAAUAUUACUAAAAAAUUCUCA
This is a messenger RNA of Chironomus riparius, 2956 nucleotides long. NCBI's taxonomy places the organism in Eukaryota, Metazoa, Arthropoda, Insecta, Diptera, Chironomidae. The record is from the annotation of a GenBank genome assembly.